GUUGAUCUGGGUGCUUCAGUCAAACCUGAGGAGAAACAUAUCAACAGAAAGAGAUUUAUCAACUGAAGAUCAGUACAGGAGCCAUUCAUUUAACCAGUCAUUUAUAUCAAGAGAUUGACUGUCUGAUCUGAAGCAAACCAUCUAUAGAAGCAGUGUAUCGUACUGAAUAACCUGCUCUGUAAAGAGGAUUUGUUUCAUGUGCUACAGGAAUUAAAACACCAUGUAACAUUUCCAUAAAAUGGCUUCGUAUGUGCCGUGGUCAGCUGUUGUUUGGACUCUCAAGGGUCUGUUUUGGACAUGGCGGUUUUUCUGGGUCAGCCCAUAUCAUGCAAUAAAAUGUGCAUCGUGGCCACCGCCUGUGCCUGACACUAUUGAUAAACCUCAUUUACAAGCAACCCCAGCAGAAGUAAAUUUAGAGACUGAGAGAAAAGGCAAACCAGAGAGCAGAGCCCAGCGUGAGCGCACCAGCGCCCUGCACAAGAGGCUUUUAAAAGCUGAAGAAGAGAUUCAGGAACUGAAGAUCGAGAUUUCCAAUCAGAGAGCAUCAUGGGAAAUGAGGUUUAUCGAACUGCAAAGAAGACAACAUGAUCUGAGAGACCAGUUGACCUCAGAGAUUCUGGUGAGGUCGGGAAUACUUUAUAAAGAUGCUGAUUCAGAAGAGGCAAGUGAGGUCUUCACAGAGUCUGGCAUGGAGAACGGACUCUCUGAAGAGAAAGAACAGGACGGUUGUGGUGGUCUUAGACACAUACAACCAAGAAAUGCUUUCACAGUGGAAAUGCUUAGAGAAGAUGCUGACCAAAAGAGCUUGUGUGGCAGUCAACUUUCUUACCCAUCAGGUGUGGACGUGUCUAACACGAGUGUAAGGUCCUGGAGGGGAGCAGUAAGACCUCAUCGGGUGUUUGUGCCCCACUCUCCCCUUGACCUGAAAAUUGGGCACAGGGUUCGAGUCAUGUUGCCCUCUGGACGGAUCAGCGUGGGUACAUUACAAUACCUUGGCUACGUGCAGAACUCAUCCGACUAUCAUCUGGGUGUAGAACUGGAGGUUGCUGAUAAUGGUGAACAUGAUGGCACAUAUGAGGGACAAUGCUACUUUCAGUGUGAAGCUGGACACGGUGCAUUCGUAGCGUUCAGUAAACUGUUAAUGGCUUGGGAGUAAACACAGGAGCACUUUGACACCCGUGAAGUCUCCAUGGAUCCACCAUUCACCUGUGUACACUUUAACCUACUAAUAGAUAGAAUAAUAACUACUCGCUGUGAACUGAGUUACUAUUUUACCUUGAAGGUGAAAGACAGGACAUCACAAAAGUAAUGACUAAUAUUCAGCGAUCAAUGUUUUGACUGAACCCUAGUGGUUAGACUUUAAAGGAGAACCGGUCUUGUUACAGGUUUACUAAUAGUCGUCUCUACAUAUUAAACUGAAACAGGAGGAAGCGUUUGAACUUUAAAAGUGACACGUGUUUAUGUGUUUAGCUGUGAAAGAAAACGAAAACAAGUUUGUAAAUGAAGGGUGAUUCAGUUCAUUUCAGCAGGUGACAUCAUGGGGUAUUACGCCCACAUGGGAUCUGUACACAUUUACACUUAUUAGUCAAACUACUGUAAUCAUGUGAAACGUUUAGUGUUAUUCAAUGUGUAAUACAUUCCAAAGCUAAAUUAUUCAGUAUACUUCAAUAUUAAUAGCUGAAAGCCUCAUCUAUAACAAAAAAGUUUACAUAGAAGAAGCAGAUAAUAUGUGAUGAACUUAUUGUGUGCACUUUUUCUGAUUUCAUAAGACAAACAUCAGUGAUGAAUCAUAAAGGGAUAAAUUUUAAUACAGUGAAAUUUCGCAUGAUGCUGAUAUAUUAUAAUCUUACACAUGAACAUUAAAGUGAUGUUUAAACAUCAUCUUGAGAAACAUAACAGAUUUCUCAAAGAGAGAUCAUGAUGUUCAAAUGUGUAGAAAUGUUUGUUAAUAUGUUAACAAAGUUAACGCUGUGAGUUAUCUUUGCGUUAAUGUUACACACACACACGUGUGUAUCGUUGUGUGUUCGCCGUUUUUUUAUUUUUCUCACUUAGCUUCCUUUUAUAAAAAGGAAAUCGCAUGUUCCCGUGAAUUAAGUUAAGGAAAAAAAAGAAUAAUCACAUGAUUUACACAGAGAUGAUUUGCAUUUUCAUAACACACUUUCGGUGGAUAAAAAACUUCCUUCUUCCUUGUAGAGGUGAAUGAAUAAACACAUGGACGGAGAAAAGAACAAACGUUUUUAUGAUCAAAUCUCUAAUCUCACAGUUUUCCCUUUAAGGCCCUUUCAUCCUUUAUACAGUUGCUUAUACAAUACAGAAUAUGAGAUCAGAAUAUGAUAUGAAGAUAAAUUUUGUUAUCUCGAAAUGCAGACAGGUUUGAUACACACAUACCAUUAGUAAACAUUGUUAUUUUGUUUGUAUACUGGCAUAUUUAGGUACACAAUUAUCUUAAAUAGUACUAAUAAAAGCUUCAUGAAAUAAUAAAUAGUUGAAAACAGAUUGUAUUUUACAAAAAACAUUUGACUUUGAGUUAACUGCUAGGAAAAUAUUUUAUUACCUUGAGCUCAAAGGUUGUAGUUUUGUAAAGAAAUGUAAACUUACUUAAGUUUUUCAAAAGGUUUAAUUAGUGCUGUAGUAAUGUCGUAGUGCCUGAAUGAAUGAAUAAAGAAGAUGUUGACCAAUCAAGAGAGUUUAACC
Molecule: messenger RNA, 2694 nt
Organism: Paramisgurnus dabryanus
Lineage: Eukaryota; Metazoa; Chordata; Actinopteri; Cypriniformes; Cobitidae
Source: RefSeq, a predicted model, not a curated record